This is a messenger RNA of Oryza sativa Japonica Group (Japanese rice), 1479 nucleotides long. Lineage: Eukaryota; Viridiplantae; Streptophyta; Magnoliopsida; Poales; Poaceae. The record is from RefSeq and is a predicted model, not a curated record.
GGUCCUGGAGCGCCGCGUUACCGAAGUGCUCCAUGUGUACGGCCUUCCCGGCAAGCUCCCGGAGCUCCGCCUUCCCGGCGUGCUCCCGAAGCCGGAGCCCCGCCUUCCCGGCGAGCCCAAACCUCCGUCGUGGAUGGUUUUCGUGGAAGCUCCCUUGCCGCCCCCAAGCUUGAGCUACGAAGAUGGCGGGAACGGCGACUCCAACCACACCAUCACCAUGGUCGUCGCCGACGUCCACGCCGAGCCACCGCUUUCGGGGUGGUGGCUUGCACGAAUACUAUUGCGCUGGCGCCGGAAGAUCGAGGAACUUCCACGCCAUGUGAUCUACGUGAUCGGCGCUGCGGCGAUCGUGGGCACAGGCUACAUAAUCUACUUGCUCGUCAAGCGGCGUCGUCGACCUCGAGAUGCUCGUCCGCCUCUACCCGGGAAUGGAGGCCAACCUCCACCUGGAGGUGACCAUCCUCAAGCCCCUAAGCUCAAGCACCUUCCAGAUGAUAGAGCGGCUUCGGGUGGCGAUGAUGCAGAGUACGACGAGGAUCAGGGCCCUGGCGACGGCGACGAGACAGGUGGUGAGGGAAGCGCUGCCUACGGCCUCCACGACAUCGCCGCGUUUGCUGUCGCCUUCAGCAACUCGCCUACAGGGCCAACCCUGUUGCUGAAUCCUGAGAAGUCCCACUUCAGUAUCCCGUGGUUCGAGAGGCUGACAAUCUUUGAUGUCUGCCCCCGCCCCAACCUCGUCGAGAGCACUUCUGGAAGCCGUGAUCUCCAGAUGGUGAGACCUGGUCUUGGUGUCCUUACAAGACCAUUACCAACUAAGUACAGAUCCCUGGGGGAUAAUUUCUGUGAGAGAGUUUUGACUUCACUUAUGCAUGAAACACUCAAAGCGGUGGUUGCACAGUACAAUGCCAGUCAGCUUAUCAUACCCAGAGAAGUCGAUGAACAAGAAGCUCAGCGUGCAAAGUUCAUUGUUGAGAAGGCUGAACAACAUAAGAGGAAGGCAGUCAUUACAGAACAGGGUGAAGCUAAGAGUGCAUUGGUCGAGCCUGCAACUAGAAGAAGAAGAGCUCGGGAUCUUUGAGAAGGUCCAGGAAGUAGAAGUAUCAAAAGAAUUUGGAUGGUGGGUCAUUUUUUGUAGCAGAGGAAGAAGUAGAAAAUUCUGAGAAGAGUUUGAUGUCUAGUUCGACGUGGUUCUUUUCUUUUCAGUAGUAGUUGGCUAUUGCAGGUUACAUAUCUGACUAGAUGCAGUCACGGUUCUCCAGUGAUCCUGGAUGUAGGUUUCACCACCACCGAGGAAAACAAUACAAGCCGAGAUGAAUUUAGUCUACUGAAGUAAAUGACAGAGACCGUGUGUAGUUGCGUGAUGUAUUCAUGAGUUUUGCUUCGCUUUUGAGAGAGAAGUGCAUAAUACGAAAGAGAAUGAAAGAUGUGGGAAAUUGGUACAGAACUGGCCAGAUGUAUUGGUCAUCAUUUUGGAACCAU